AGCAAGGUCAUUUGUUCUCUUGCUGCGCAACAAUACUAAAUAUUUACAGCCUUCCAAAACUAUCGUCCACUUAUAACAAUGUUUAAAGCAGUAACAAUGAAGUAUCUAAGCUUAUUCAUUCUUGUAUUUCAAAAUCUACUCUAUAUCUUAUGCAUGCGUCAUGCAAGAUCACGAACCACCGAAGUUUUUAUCCCAUCAUCUAUGGUUACAAUGAGUGAAUGUGUAAAAUUUAUCACAUGUCUUCUUGUUCUCAGUUAUGCUGGAGAUUUGAAAAGAACCUAUAAACUCAUGAAGCACAACCCAUUGGAUGUAUUAAUGAAUUUUAUACCUGCUAUAAUCUAUGUCAUACAGAAUCGUUUCUUGAUAGCAGCUUUAAGUAAUUUGGAUGCUGUUACAUUUCAGGUGGCUUAUCAAUUGAAACUUUUCACAACAGCACUAUUCAGUAUGCUUAUUCUUCGAAAACCAGUCAGUACUAUGCAAUGGUUCGCUUUAGUUCUAUUGUUUAUUGGUGUUGCAGCAGUAGAAUCACCUGGUGACAGUAAAACAUCUACACUGCAGCCAGCAGCGCAUAAUCCUCCUUUAGGAUUAUUCUGUGUGGUAUGUGCUUCAAUACUUUCUGGUUUAGGAUGUGUAUUUUUUGAAAUGCUUUUGAAGAAUACAAAAAAAUCAUUAUGGCAGCGUAAUAUCGAGUUAGCAUUUGCCUCGAUUAUUAUCGGUAUACCUGUACAACUUCUUACUGAUUGGAAUGAAAUUCAACAGAAAGGAUAUUUUUAUGGCUUUGAUUGGUUUGUUUGGAUAGUUAUCCUUUUGCAUUCUUUUGGUGGUCUACUCGUUGCUUUAGUUGUUAAAUACGCCAACAAUAUUCUUAAAGCAUUCGCUUGUUGUGUUUCAAUUGUUCUGUCAUGUGCAAUUUCUGUUAUCUUUUUGAAAAUGCAAUUAACUAGUGGUUUCAUUCUUGGUGCACUAGCAGUCAUUAUAUCAUCUGUUUUAUAUUCAAUUUAUCCACCAAAAGUAAAUGUAUCAUAAAAAAGAAACUUUGCCUUAUUUAUUUUUUUGUUUUGUUUUGUUUUUGUAUUAUUUCACUUCACCUUAAUGCCACCUGCUUGUCUUCCCUCUGUGUGCUAUCCUCCGCCCUUUUCUCAGGUGUUAUUCAGCCUUGUCUUUCAUCAACUUAUGCGUUAAACAAUCUUCAAUUUUUUCCUGUAUACUAUAUUGUAUUUGAAGUUUAAUCACGAACUAAAACCACCUGCAGAACUAUUGAAAACCAGGGAGUAUGGAACAGUUGUUUCGUCCUAGUCUGAGACUCUUCAGAAAAAUGCGCACAUGACCCUGGAUCACUCACCCACUGGAAUGGAAUUCAAUAAUCCAUGAGUUAUAACUUCUGACAAUCAGUGGUUUGGAAUUCAUGGGCAUGUACUGAUGAAGAGUUACAAAGUAGGAUGAAACAGUCGUUCAGUACUCUCUGGUUUCCAAUUAUUUAUAAUCAAAAUUGAAAUCAAUGAAAUCCCUGCAAACUAAUGCUUAAGAAUAUGUUUGUCUAAAAUUUGUAGCUACUUAUAAGUAGUAUAAAAUGUUUAACUAAAUUGUUUUAAGAUUGAAUAGUGUGAAAUGCUUGGAUUGAUGAUUCUUCUCAACAAGAAUGCUUCUUCCCCUUAACCCUUUUGGUUUUUUUUCUUUCAUUGCUUAUUAUUACAAUUAUUAUUAUUACUAUUCAUAAUUUAUUCCCUUCAUGCAAACAUUCUCUCAAUACUAUCGAAAUUUUCAUUUAUACUAUCCUGACUUAUUAUUAGUGAUACUAUCUCUUUUCUAAAUAUAUGCCUCCACCUGUUUCAUUUCACACAUUCGUUAUUUCAUGAUGAACCUCUAGUUGCAGUCUUACUAUCUCCUCGUUAAUACAUACAACUUUGUAACAGCCACUCACCUGACACCUUCUGUAACCUUGAACUGACUUGUCAAAUUUUCCUACCCCAGACUCUACAAAUCUAUCAUGAUUAAACACCACCAUUGUCUCCCAUUUCACCGAAAUAUUUUGUAAUCCAUUUCAGCCUAGCGCGUUUGUUACACAAAUAUGACUAUUUAUUUUGACACCUCGUAACUCAUCUGUUAUUCUACGUUAAGGAAAAAUGUAUCCGCCGCAUAAUUGGCCAUUGUUGUAACGACAACAAAUAUUAUAUUUUAUAAUUGUAAGAACCUGACGAGAAAUUAUUGAAAAGAAUAUUCUUCGUUCAGAUUGACUUUUAUAUUGUUUUCAUCUGACUGUGUCUUCCGUGUGUAUUUAUUUAUUCUAUAUGUGACAGCUUGUCCCUUUGUACAUGAUUUUGCCGCAGAAUUUCAUAAUUUCGACUUUAUUCUUAUAAGGCCUAAUUCUUGCGUGUACAAAUUGGUUCCUGAUUUUUGUACUGUUCCAUUUCAGAUAUGUAUUUAUAUAUAUUGUUAUAUGUAAUGUCUUUUUUUAUGAAUAAACUUAUGUUGAACUACUACUCUUUAAGUAUGAUAAAUUU
Trichobilharzia szidati is the source of this 2501-nucleotide messenger RNA. NCBI's taxonomy places the organism in Eukaryota, Metazoa, Platyhelminthes, Trematoda, Strigeidida, Schistosomatidae. The record is from the annotation of a GenBank genome assembly.